UUUAGGGUUUUAGAAAGAAGAAAAAAAAUGGUAUGGCUGAGAGCCAAAAUAGGUUUGAAAACGAGGCUCCGGCAGUUUUCAACUACGGUUCGCCGCCGUAUCGACGAUGAAGGAGAUUGGAUUUACUCUCAGGAAUGGUGGGGGGGAAGUAAAUCCAAUGGCCAAACCGUCUUCCGAUCCACUUCCGACAGAGGAAACGGUGUUGUUUCCGUCGUCGCCUACCCUGCUUCAAAACCAAGUAGAUUGUACUGGACAGAGACUGAGAAGUGGCUUGAUCAAAGGUAUGCAGAGUUGAAUCUAGGACACGAACGGUUUAAGAUUCUUGGUUAUCAAUGGCGAAAUUUACACUUUAACGACGAUACUAGACAAAGUACAGCCAAAAUAAUGGCUGCAUAUAGAGAAUCAGAUCCUGGCUCUGUUUUUAUUAUGCAGCAAGCAAAUUGUCUUCCUGUUCCAUAUGUGAAGAGUAUGGUAUCAGCUGGUAUGGCUGCGAUCGCAUCAGCUCGUGAUUAUGAUCUCAAGAGUGCUGUUCUUGGGACAAAAGUAAUGAACAUUUUGUGCAUUGGUCAUGGCGGUGGAAGUCUACCAUUAUUCUUGGCUAGUAAAAUUCAAGGUGCAAUUGUUCACAUAGUAGAAAUUGAUCCAAUAGUCAUCUCAGCCUCAAUCCGAGGAAUGGGUUUCCCUUCUUUUUCAGUGGUGUCUCCAUCUGGUGACCAUUUACAACCCAAACCAAAUCCAUUGGACGAACUGUUGUGGAAAGGCAUUCACGAGAGGCUGUUCCUAUUCGAAUCCGACGCUGAGAAAUUUGUUGUUGAAACCACAAACAUUUACGAUAUGGUAUUCAUAGAUGCCUACGAUGGUGAUGACAUUUUCCCAUCAAUGCUUUGGGACCCAAAUGCACCUUUCCUUCGUGCCUUAGAAAGGCAGCUUCACCCUGAACAUGGAACGGUUGUGGUGAACCUUCAUUCAGAUUUAGAAUUGGAUGUUGAUGAUGAUGGGUCGUUUCGAUCUGCUAUUCACCAGAUUCCAAAUGUGGGCAAGUAUGUGUUGGGUGUUGGCCAGGCUUAUAAGGAAGCGCUGAUGAGAAAUCAUCAUAGGGGUUCUGGUUUCGCAUUUAACGUCGCUGUGCCGUGGCUGUGUAAUUCAUCUCUGGUGGUGAGUAGAAAUUCUGGAAUGUUAGUAAACAAUAAUAGGGAUUCAGCUCUGGAUAUUCUUGCCUCCAAGUCUAUUGAAGUUGAUAACAUUUUAAACUUGCCUUUUUCAUGCUUACCAUAUAUAAAAGAAGGAUUUACUCUUCUUGAUUAGCUUU
Molecule: messenger RNA, 1309 nt
Organism: Impatiens glandulifera
Lineage: Eukaryota; Viridiplantae; Streptophyta; Magnoliopsida; Ericales; Balsaminaceae
Exons: 3
Coding region: 28-1305 (425 amino acids)
Source: RefSeq, a predicted model, not a curated record